Xenia sp. Carnegie-2017 is the source of this 2103-nucleotide messenger RNA. RefSeq lists its product as uncharacterized. The record is from RefSeq and is a predicted model, not a curated record. The coding region runs from base 344 to 1858 and encodes 504 amino acids. The transcript is spliced from 9 exons. Lineage: Eukaryota; Metazoa; Cnidaria; Anthozoa; Malacalcyonacea; Xeniidae.
AAAAACAUGCACGAGUGAGUUUUUCAAAGACUAUCAAAAUUGCACGAAUCCGAAGGACGAGUGCAAUUUGAAGUCUUUGAAAAACUCGCGAGUGCUAGUCAUUGGUGGUAGUCAAUGGACUCUACAACAACUUGAACUCUUGUUGUAGAGUUCACUGGUGCUAGUUCACUGCUGUUCGCAACGUUCGCGACAUCCGGGCCUUCGCGGGCAUUCAACGAAUCUUUCCGGAUGUUUCCGGGACGAGGAAUCGAGAGUGAGGAAGAGAGGAACACAACGAAAACAUGGUGAUGAUGUAGCGAAUUUUGAUUUUCAAAUCUCACAAGAAAAAAAGACAAACGAAACCAUGGUCACUAUACAGGAAAAACUGGACGUGAACACGGAAUUUCUAAUGCAGACAUCACAAAUGCAAAUGGUAGAGUUGAAAGUUCUGAAGAAACUGAUAUACAAGUCGAAAAAUGCACACAAAAAGGAGAAGUUUUUUCAGUGUUUACAAAGGAUAAAAAAGUCAUUAUACUGUUGGUUGGAUUUAAAAUAUUUUAAAAACAGCAAACAUGAGGAUUUUCACGAAACUUUGGAUAAGAUAAUGGUCGGAGGAGAAAUCACAUUACGGAUAAUCCUACUUUGUGAAGAGAUUGUACAGUACAAUCUUGCGUACAUGGCUCGUGGUUUCUUUGUGUCACUUCAUGUUGUAUUUGUGUCCUUAAUCAGCAGGCUGUGGGUUCUUCAAAAGGAUUGUUGGAGAUGCCUUGUGAAUUGUUAUCAAUAUAUUUUAUUACUUGCUCAAAAUUCUCAAAUAGCAGAGUCUUACAACAAGUACCCAAAGUCUUUGGAAGUUUGGCUCAAACAUGAUGUUGAUUGCAUGUUAAGUAGAAAUUGUCUGGAGGAUUAUUGUCAACAGCAAUUGCAACAACACGCACUUUCAGACAUGUGUGGUGAGAAGUUGAAUGAGGGGAGUUUGGAUCUUGGAGAACCAGUUUUUGAUAGAAAAGAAUCAAGGUUAGAUAAAAGGAAUGAGCAUUUAGAUAAAACAGAUAAGGAAAUAUUGUUAAGUGAAAAGAGUUUGGACAUUGGAAAACCAGUUGUCAAUAGACAACAAUCAAGAAUAAAUUUGGUGGGGAAAUUGGCCAUGGAAGACAAAAGUGAAGGCAUGCUUAAGCCUAUUGAGACAAAGGAAUUUCGUCCAAAAUUAAAGCUAUGUAGAUCUGUGGCAGGUGCUUUGGCAAGGAAAUCUUUUGCUGGUGUGCAAAACUCCUCUUGCUUUAAACGAAUAUUGGGCAAAGUGUUUAUAAGGAUCUCAAAGUAUCGCUUUACUAUGCUCAACUUGAUCAUGAAGGUGGAUUUAUCGCAUUACUCGUCAAGAAUGAAACGUGUUCUUCUCAAAUUUUUUCGUUCAAUCUUGCGUGAAAGGAAAUUGUUGUCUUGCAAAGAGCGAAGGGUUGUUUUUAGAGCAGAGUGUUUACUAAAGAAGAAAACAAUGAAAAAGAGAGAAUUUUCCAUCGAUUCGUUCAACGGAGAUGGUUUCUCUCGGAAACAUAGGAAAAAUUUGGAUUCUUUGCUUGAAUCAAAAUGUUCUUCAGAAUCAGAUGUUCACCUUUCCACUCAUCAUAACUAUGGGAAUUUAAAAAAUGUCAACAAGACAAACCUGUUGAAAAAGGCGGUUAUAAAUGGUAUUGUUGACAAAGAGUUGACUCAAGUUGACCGUGGUAAUGAUGUCCUUAAUUCUUUCAAUUGUGAUAACGAGCAUUUCCUGAAAACGGAUCACGUUGUUUUGAAUAAAAAGGGAUUUAGUGAGGAGAAAUUACUACAUGACAAUCACGAUGAAAUUGAUGAGAUAUUCAGUGUUUUAGAUCUCCUAUAAACUAUGAUAACCGAAUGAAAUGGCAAUUUUACCCGUAUUCCAGUGUCCAAAGGUCAGCCAGAGCUAUUACUUUCGCGCUAUAUACGAUGGGAAAUGUAGAAUGAACGCUUCUUCUAUACAAUUAAGUCCUCAAUGACUUUCUAGUUAAGCCAUUUGUCAUAUUUAAAUUGUUCUACAUAAUUUGUUGCUAUGUUGUAAUUUGUCCAAAAUGCUCCGACCAUGCUUUAAUUAAACUGUGAAAAUAA